This is a messenger RNA of Triplophysa dalaica, 2964 nucleotides long. It is a transcript of the gene smpd4, whose product is annotated as sphingomyelin phosphodiesterase 4. The transcript has 20 exons. Lineage: Eukaryota; Metazoa; Chordata; Actinopteri; Cypriniformes; Nemacheilidae. Gene Ontology annotation, molecular function: sphingomyelin phosphodiesterase D activity. Gene Ontology annotation, biological process: glycerophospholipid catabolic process; sphingomyelin catabolic process; ceramide biosynthetic process. The record is from RefSeq and is a predicted model, not a curated record. Bases 157 to 2619 code for a protein of 820 amino acids.
GUUACGUAGAUUGGCGGAAGUUUUUUUGGGGUUUCUGUGUGUGACUGUUGGGUGUGAGCGCGGUCUAUUGAAAUUCCUGAGAAAUUGUGUUUCUUUCUCUUUUGUGUGAGGUGUGUGGACUGUUAAGAUCGACAGUUUGAGAGCAGAGGAGUUGUCAUGGCUUCACCUGCUCUACAACAGCCCAGUUAUCUCCUGUCCAAUCUUAAGGCAGACUGGAGCAAUAAACCUUUUCAACAAAGAUGUCAUGAGUUGGUCAAAAUAAUAGAUGAUUACCCAGCUAAGGAGCUGCAUGCGAUCUUUCCCUGGCUGGUGGAAAGUGUAUUCGGGAGCCCGGAUGGAAUCCUUUCUGGCUGGAACCUUCGAUUUUUGCAGGCCCGCUCAAAUGAGUACAACAUUGUCAUGGACAUCCUGCACCCAAGUGGUUCUAUGAUGAAAUUAGUAUACAAACUACAAGCUGAGGAGUACAAGUAUGAGUUUCCAGUCAACUUUCUGCCUGGCCCUAUAAAGUCAUCCAUUCAGACAGGAGUUCUGCCGGAUUGCCCUCUGUUUCAUAAUAAGAUCCAGUUCCCCAUGUCAGGCCUUCUAUUACUCAAUCCUUUUGAAUACUACAUGUUCAACUUUGCCUCCAGUCUCAUUGCACCAAAGAACUACCCUCCAGGGCAGCAUGGGAGUUGUUCAGAGAGCGCAUACUUUGUGCUUGUUGACACCUACUUAAAGUACUUCCUCCCAACAGAAGGCAAUGUGCCUCCAUCCCCUUUCUCAGACAACAGGGGCUCAGUGGCUGCUCCUGCUCCAAGAUCUCCCAAUGUGCCUUAUGUUGGAUAUGGUGGUCACAGCACUAGUCUUUUGAAGCGUCAUAUUACCCAUCAACCCUCGGUCAAUGCUGACCCCACUGCCCAAGAGAUCUGGAGGUCAGAGACCCUUCUACAGGUGUUUGUGGAAAUGUGGCUCCAUCACUAUUCUCUGGAGAUGUAUCAGAAGCUACAGUCUCCUCAGGUGAAGCUGGCGUUGCUGCAGUACCGCCUCAGUAUGUCCAGCAUGCUGUGCCAACCCCCCGCCCCACCAGGCUCUGGGACCCUCCACACGUACCAAGAGCCCUACCUGCCCUCAGAAGAGCACGUCCUUGUUGUGCGACUUUUGGUCAAACAUCUACAUGGCUUCUCCAACAGCCUGAAGCAGGAAUCGACACCCUCCUCGCCCUCUGCUCACUCCCACAGCAGCCCCCUGGAAGAGCUCAAACGUGUGGUGGUGCAGAGGUUUGUCCAGCAGAAGCUGUACGUCUUCCUACAACAUUGCUUCGGUCACUGGCCUUUGGACGCGUCAUUCAGAGCGGUUUUAGAGACUUGGCUGAGUUAUAUUCAACCAUGGAGAUAUACUGGAGAAAAAAACAAUGCCCAAGCAGAUGGCCAGAACAGAACCGUUCCUGAUAAAUGGGCGUCAUUUGUGCAGGAGAAUCUUCUAAUGUAUACAAAGCUUUUCCAGAGCUUUUUAAAUCGAGCCAUGCGCACAGACUUGGUCAAUGCCAAAAAUGCCUUGAUGGUCUUCAGAGUUGCCAAAGUCUUUGCUCAGCCAAACCUAGCAGACAUGAUCCAGAAAGGAGAACAGCUGUUCUUGGAGCCAGAACAUGCCAUCCUGCAGCGGCAGAACCGUGUCUUCCUGACACCUUCGCAUGGGGGAAGCUUCCUCUCGUCCCGCCAGCCAAUAGGGACGGACAGCGUCUUCAAAGUCAAAAGUCACGUGUACAGCCUGGAGGGGCAAGAUUGCCAGUACAAGCUGAUGUUUGGUCCUGAUUUACGUCAAACGGUCUUAAAAUUGAUCCAGAUUAUCGCCCAAGCCCGACAGACAGCUAAACGAAUAUCGGAUCACUCUACGGAGAUGGCUGGUAGUAACUCUUUUCUCUCAUGGUUUGGCGUUGGCUCCUCUGAUCUUAAUAAUACUUUUAACGGAGGAGAGAUGGAUGAUAUGGCAGAGGGUGUGAAAAAGACUCACGAAUUCUUGGACAAAGCCUUGGACUACCUUUGUCAGAUAUUCCGGUUAAAUGCAGGACAGCUGUCUCAGUUGAUGGUUAAUCUGGCAUCCGCAGAAAAUGACGGGGGGUCUAAACAACUUCCAGACUGCAUUCCGGGUGAGAACGGCCUUGUAUUAACAGAACGGGGCAGGUUGCAGAUCAUCAAUGGCCUUCGCAGAUUUGAAAUUGAAUAUCAAGGAGAUCCAGAGCUCCAGCCUAUUAGGAGCUAUGAAAAUGCUUUUUUGGUUCGACUGCUGUUCCAAAUCUCUUCUUUUAUCAACGCAAGGUUAGGAGACCACAUGGAGGCACUGUGCUCUCGACAGGAUUUCCUGGGCAGAGUGGGACGACACUACUUGAUGAGUUCCUCUGUCAUGGUGGAGCAGCGGCGUAAGAACCCGGUGAUGCGUCAGAUGAGAGAUUGUCAGCAGCGUGUCCGUCUCAGCCUGCGGGGCCUGGCCAGCUAUCGCACCCUUUUCUUACUGCUCCUGCUCUACAUGCUGUUGGCUCUCCUCUGCUUUGGGGUUCUGUCUAGCACUGGACUCAUUCUUGUUGUCUGCUUCCUCUAUGAGGUCUUGUUGAAUUUCCUCACGAAAAAACUAAAGACUCAGUAGUUGAAGAACCAAGUGUUUCGCUGCCAUUUUAUUGGAUUGUGUUUCUUAUGUUUCAUGCAUUUUUUUAUUUCUUUGUGAAAUGAGUUUACUGUUUUUAAACAGUAUUUACACUGCUUGUGUGUCGGGACUUUUUAACUGACAAAAUCCAGCAGGGACUUAAAAACAAAGAUUAGAUUAUUAAAUGCAAAUUGUUUGAGUAUAUUGAAGUAUAUUUUGAGACACCUGAGGUGGUAAGAUCCAGUUUGUACAAUUAUAGUGUUAUUUUUCCAGUGUAACCAAGAAUAGUCCACAGUUUGCACUUAACGUUCCCUGACUGCAUUUCAUUAAAAAGACUUGAUGAAUGUG